UUAUAGUGGUCAGUCUGCUGGACAUCUGAACUGUGUGUGAGCGAUCACAGAUCGAGAGGAAUAAUCAUGGGCGGCUCAUACUCACAAGAGGACAUUGAGACGGUUGCUCUUGGGAUGUAUAGAAACCAUUUACAGAAUGAUUAUCCACAAGUCUUACCAGAUGUAGGCAUAGAUGAGUCUCUGCUGAAAUAUUCUGGUCCCGACUCUAACGCUGCGUUGCAGGCGUUCUCUAAUGAGAUGCUCAACUCGGUGCCGGGUUACAUCAGCGGUUUAGGAUCUGCCUUUGGUCCACUGACUUCAGUCCCGAAUGCUGUCGGUCUUGGAGCUCUGGUGAUUUCCAUGAUCAUAGAGAUCGCCAUCAAGAGCAGCACUCAGAAAAGUGAUGAUGACACGUACAGCCUGUUACGACGAGUGUUUGGGGAAGAGAAAGCUUCGAGUGUCCGAGACACAAUGUCAGAGUAUCUGAAACGCCAUCGCAUGUCCAUGAACAAUGACCAACUAUUACGGGAGGAUAUAAAGAGACUGGAACAUCAGCUGAGCCACCAUCUCACCAUCCUCAGAAACUCCCUUCUGCAGGACGGACAGAUGAGCAGCCGCGGGUUCAAGAUCUGGGUCAACGGAGCCGCCUUCCACGUGCAGAUGCUGAUCCAUGGCGCUCGACUGGGUGUUCAGGCUAAUGAAACUGCAUCAGACUAUGUUCAUCAAAUCAAAGCUGCAAUCAACAUGUAUUUACAGUACCUGGUUCCUUUGCUGAAGGAACACAAAACCUACAAGAUCAAAGACGGAGGACAAAUUUGGACGGCUUUUAUGGAUGUUGUUUACUCAAAUUAUGAACCGAUCACCGGUUUAAAGAGUUAUUUUUUAAAUAUCAAGUACAAUCUCAACUCUCGAAUCCAUGAGCGUGGUUCAUUCACUUUGCCGUCAGCUGCAGGCUAAUGUAGAUCAGAUGUAGAGGUGUACUCUUGGAUCCACCGGGCCUGGGUUUGACCCCGACCUUCGACCCUUUGCUGCAUGUCAUUCCCCCCU
Rhinichthys klamathensis goyatoka is the source of this 1026-nucleotide messenger RNA. RefSeq lists its product as uncharacterized. The record is from RefSeq and is a predicted model, not a curated record. The coding region runs from base 67 to 936 and encodes 289 amino acids. The transcript is spliced from 3 exons. Lineage: Eukaryota; Metazoa; Chordata; Actinopteri; Cypriniformes; Leuciscidae.